ACGUGCUACCUUACUGACCGCUUCCCAACAUCUCGACAAUCUCCUAACAACUGGGGUCGUUGAGAUAUCCAUUUUUCAUUCAUCUCCACUGCAUUCACCUCGUUGAUCGAGGUAAACAUUCUAAUUGUAGCCCCGUGCUGGGCUUCGUUUGAGUUCAAUCUCCUCGGAUCACUUAGCGGCUGGCUGCUAUCAUGACCAGAGGAAUGCCACGAAGUCAGCCUUUGCGGCUAGGAAAAUGGGACGCAUCGGAUGACGUACCUGCGCUAGCCGAUGGCGAGAAAUCACCGUUAGUCAAUAACGCAGACAUGGGCAUCAACGACGGAGAGCCAUGGAGCCCAACUAUAGUCUCACGUUCCAGAGUGCACAGGAGAUGGUCUAAGCUCCUUUGGUUUACAAAGUGGGCAACAGUGAUUGCCAUCAUUGGAUACCUUUCGGUCAAGAACUCUGUGUUGUCGGGAAUAAUACAGAACAGUGGUCUACAGGCCAAUGCUCCGUCUGUAUGCGAUGCUGCAGAAUGCGUGCACGCCGCAUCCGAAAUCCUAUAUAACCUCCAUCCAAAUUAUAAGAACAUUGAUCCAUGUGAGGAUUUUGAGCAAUAUGUCUGUGGAGGAUGGCAAGAGAGUCACGACAUGCGUUCUGAUCAGGGAUCCCUAUUUGCCGGGACCAUAAUGGCUGAAAAUGCCCAGAGCCGUGUUCGCCACAUCUUGGAAUCAUCCGAAGUCCCGGGAGACUCGAAAUCUGCGAGCAUCAAGUCUAGCGCCGAUUCAGAGAUUUUUGAAGAGCUGAAGACUGCAUACAAUGCUUGUAUAGAUGAAUGUACUGUUGCGGAACGUGGAGUCAAGCCUUUGGAAGAUGUCCUAUCUCAAAUUGAGAAAACCUAUCCUACCGGGAAGUCUUCAAGCAGUGACCCAAGGGAGAACCUCACCGAGGUCAUACAGUACCUGGUUGAGAUCGGGGUCGAGGCACUCGUUUCUCCCUAUGUUUCUGCAGAUGAUCGCGAUCCGGAUUCCGUGGCGAUCUUCGUUACACCUCCGCGAGAAAUCGGGCUUCCCACCAGGGAGUACUACAAUAAUACCAAGACUGUGGAGGACUACAAAUCAGUUGUAGAGAGGGUCCUUGCGGGAUUUCACGCCUUGUUCUCCCCUGAUGGGACACCUUCACCGCUGGAUAGCAGCGUGCUCUCUCAGUUGAGUAACGAUAUUAUCACGUUCGAGACUAAACUCGCCAAUGCAACGCCCGAUACUCAAACACAGGAAGAUGUCACACAAUAUUACAAUCCGCGUACCAUCAAGCAGACACAUUCACUACUGCCGGAAAUCUCGUUUUCCGACAUCAUCUCUAGUCUCGCCCCCGAGGGUUUCCAAACCGACCGUCUGAUUGUGGGAUCGCCUUCCUAUAUGAAGGACCUCUCUGCUAUCUUACAGGAAACACCAAGGGCGACGAUCCAGUCUUUUCUCAAGUGGAAGGUUAUCCAGGCCUUUUCGACCGAUGUUGAGGAUCCCAUACUGCAGCCACUCCGGGAGUUUAAUAAUCGACUCCAAGGCAAGGACCCUCAAGCAAAGGAAGAGAGAUGGCGCAAAUGCGUCAGGGCGAUGGAUAAUGGCCUACCCUGGAUUCUAAGUCGUUUCUAUGUCCUUGACGCUUUUCCGGAAGAAUCGAAGAAGCUUGGUGACCAGAUUGUAUCGGACAUAAAGGAACGAUUUAUAUUCACUUUGGAUCAGACUCAGUGGAUGACGGCGGAAGUGAGGAAAUUGGGUAUUCAGAAGGUAGAAAAUAUCGUUCAGAAGAUUGGCUACCCGACUCAGAGCCCCAACGUGUUGGAUCCCGAAAACAUAAAGGGUUAUUACCAGGGACUUAAAUUGUCUGAUGGGAAGUUCUUCGAGAACCAGUUGAACAUCGCAAAGUUCGACGUGCGAAAGCAGUGGUCGAAGUUGGGCAAGCCUACAGACCGCGGGGAAUGGGGUAUGAGUGUGCCGACCGUCAAUGCCUACUACAAUCCUCCUGGCAACGAGAUCGUCUUCCCAGCCGGUAUCAUGCAGAAACCAGUGUUCUAUGGCCCUUCUGCACCACUAUAUUUGUCUUAUGGCGCCUUUGGAGCUGUAAGCGGACACGAGCUAUCCCAUGCUUUCGAUUCCACGGGAAGACACUACGACCAGACAGGAAACUACACGGACUGGUGGGACAAGAAGACUGUUGAAGAGUUCGAGAAACGAGCGCAAUGCUUUAUUGACCAAUACUCGAAUUUCACUGUCCCAGGACCGGAACCAGACUCAGAGCCACUGCAUGUUAACGGCCGACUUACACUAGGCGAGAACAUCGCGGAUGCUGGUGGCUUGACAGCGGCGUAUCACGCAUGGCAGAAGAGAGAUUCUGCUUCGCCUGACCCGAAACUUCCAGGACUGGGUGACUUCACCAAGGAGCAACUGUUCUUUGUUUCGUACGCGAAUUGGUGGUGCAGCAAGACAACAAGAGAAGCGGCUGUGCGUGCGAUCUACAGCGAUCCACACGCUCCUAAGCCAGCGAGAAUCAUUGGCACCAUGGCCAAUUCUCGGGAGUUCAAAGAGGCUUUUAGCUGUCCGAAGAAGGAGCCGGUCUGUAAGCUUUGGUGAUUAGAACAUGUCGAAUACUCUUCCAGAACUAUCGUUCUUUUAGUUCAUUCUAGUCUGUAUCUACAUGAGCAAACCUUGAUAAUGGCAAAGCACCGGAACGAUAUUGAUUCUCUCUUGCAGGUGCAUACCUCACUCCGGUAGUAGCUGCUUCAGUUUGGCUCUUGCUAUUUCAGGUAACGACCAUGUCUGAAUCUAAGGCGCAGAGAG
Messenger RNA from Paecilomyces variotii, 2816 nucleotides. Its product is annotated as endothelin-converting enzyme. Gene Ontology annotation, biological process: protein processing. NCBI's taxonomy places the organism in Eukaryota, Fungi, Ascomycota, Eurotiomycetes, Eurotiales, Thermoascaceae. The record is from RefSeq and is a predicted model, not a curated record. Gene Ontology annotation, cellular component: plasma membrane. The transcript has 6 exons. Gene Ontology annotation, molecular function: metalloendopeptidase activity. The coding region runs from base 192 to 2609 and encodes 805 amino acids.